AUGUUAUCAACAUCUGGAUAUAGACUUGCAUAUGGCGGAGUAAAUUUAAGAGCAACCAAGCUUAGAGAAUUGCGGAUGAAAUCUUUAAACAAUUAUGAACCUAAUAAAGUAAAUAUGAAACAGAAUCGCCGCCCAUGCGGCUGGUUCAGAGAUACUUUCAUUCCAGUUCCAAAACUCAAGGGGGAAAACAAAGCACAUAAAGAAUUUGUAAAUUCUGUGUCAUUAGAAAUUCGUAAAAAGAUCAUAAAUGAGAUAAAACAAGGUUCACCUAGUCUCAAUUUGGCAGAAUCUUACAUGGCAAUUAGUAAUAUGGCGGAAGCAGUUGCUCCUGAACCAAAUGAAUUUGUUAAGGAACGAAUAAGGGAUAUUAUGAAUUACCGUGCAAAUUUCAACAUUUUGUAUAAUAGCAAUAGAGGGGUUCAAGCCCAAAAGUUACUUAACCCUGUGGAUAUGCCACAUUUGCACGAUGCAAUUUCGGAACUCUUGUAUUUAAGCUGUGAAUCAGAUAAUAUUAAAAAAGAAAUAUCUUUACCUACUAAUGAUUUUGUCCCAUUUGAUAUGGAACACAAAGAAGUUGAUGAUACAAUUAACCCAAUAUAUGAUAUCAUCAAAACCCCAUUGCUAGAAUUCUGGAGUACUAUAGGUUGCACAAAAUAUGUAAAUUACAAUGGCUAUAGUCUACCCGGUAGGUUUGAAAAAUCUGUUUAUCAUGAAUACCAAAUAAUCAGAACCAACAUGACAUUCUAUGACUUGGGCUGUGAAAUAGUCUACAAAUUUACUGGCAUUGAUAAAUAUCAAGUUGUAAAUCAGUUUAUUUCGUGCAAAAUUCCAAAAAAUGACUGUGACGUUUCUUACGGUUGCGUAAUCAAUAAUAAUGGACAUAUUUUGGACACUGCCUAUAUUUUUUACUCAAAAUUAGAAGACACUAUUUACAUGGUAACUAGCGGAUACAAUCGCAAUAUACAGUCUAAUUUCAUCGCAGAAUAUAUAAUAUACUGUCAAAGAUCAGGGUUAGAUGUCAUGUUUCACAAUGAAGAAUAUCACACAGUGGCGUUGAAUGGUAAAGAAUGUACACGUUUUUUUGGUAAUAAUAAUUUCAAUAACUUUACCCACUGUAAUAUUUCAAAUCUGAGUGACAAUGAUCGGUUCGAUGGGUUGCCAGAAAUGCCUAUAGUGAGGAUAUCAUACACCGGAAAUGAUGGUAUCCAUUUCAUUUGCCCAACCAAGUUUGUUAGUACACUGACCAAUAAACUGAAGGAAAUUGCACAACCGGUUGGUCUGGUGGCUGUCAAUAUUAGACGAAUGGAAUCAGGGGUGUUUUUACCAUCACUUGACAUAAUUUCCAACCAAAGUCCCUUCACAUCAUCUCUUUCGUGGACAGUACAUUUGCCUAAGGUUAGAAACAAAACACUUUUUGGACAUCAAUUGUUUUGCACGCAAAUCGCACAUUUAAGGAGGAAAAGAGUGGCUUUGCUUUCAUCUGUGCAUUUAAAACCCGGUAGUGUCGUGUUAUCAUCAGUUACACGCAGUCCCAUUGGUCAGGUAUCAAGUUGUGUAUGGAGUUAUUUUUACAACUGCAGAUUAUCCUAUGCCUAUAUAUCUCCAGAGUUUGCCAUGCAUGGGAAGCUUCUUAUUGCCAAAACUAGAGUUAGAUUGCCUGAGGGUACGCCAAAAACUAAAAUUCGUGCUGCAUUAAAGAGUAGAAUGAAUACCAAACAAUCAUGGGCAUUAGUAAUCCGCUCCCCGCCUGUGCCACAAGCCCGAAUGUAUAUUAAGUCUGAGAAGCAAUUUAACAGAGGAAAAGCUGAAGAACAGGAUGUAGAUAGAUUAUUUGAAAUAGUAAAAUGCUUGGCUGAUCCUGUUAUGCCUAGGUAUAAGCGUCCGAAACCGACAUUUUAG
This is a messenger RNA of Babesia microti strain RI, 1899 nucleotides long. RefSeq names its product Aminomethyltransferase mitochondrial. NCBI's taxonomy places the organism in Eukaryota, Apicomplexa, Aconoidasida, Piroplasmida, Babesiidae. The record is from RefSeq and is a predicted model, not a curated record. Gene Ontology annotation, molecular function: protein binding. Gene Ontology annotation, cellular component: mitochondrion. Bases 1 to 1899 code for a protein of 632 amino acids. The transcript is spliced from 3 exons.